This is a messenger RNA of Emiliania huxleyi CCMP1516, 474 nucleotides long. RefSeq lists its product as hypothetical. The record is from RefSeq and is a predicted model, not a curated record. The transcript is spliced from 2 exons. Lineage: Eukaryota; Haptophyta; Isochrysidales; Noelaerhabdaceae. The coding region runs from base 1 to 474 and encodes 157 amino acids.
AUGUCCGACGCUGCGGAGAUGGGUGCGCACGCGGCAGCGGAGGAGAUGGGCUGCGGCCAGAGUGACUUCAGCGUGCUGCGCAGGCGAGCACGCGACGCGACGGUGGAGGACGUCUUGGGCAGCGACGGGUAUAUCUUCUGCGGACCAGAGAACCUUGCGUCGGCAAGCGGCGAGAUGCUCGAGUUUUUUCACCGCAGCUACUACGAUUGCUUUGACGAGUCGGAGGCCUCACGGCUCGCCGGCCGCCCCUACGGCCUUGCCAUUGCGGCCGGCUCGGACGGGAGCAAUGCGGCGAGGCAGCUCGAAAGGAUCUGCCGUGGGUGGCGGCUGCGCGCCGUCACAGACACAAUCGUCCAUCGCAAUGGCGAGCCGCAGACCGCCAGCGCGAUCCUGCGCGCCAAAACUUGCUCCGAGGAUGCGCGCGAGCGGUGCGCCGAGCUGGGUGGACUAGUCGCCGCGACUGUUUUGCUGUGA